AUGUGUGUCAAUACCGAUGGGUCAGUGAAGCAACCAGGAUCGGAAGCAGCAGGGGGUGGCCUUGUCCGGGACUGGACGGGGAAAAGUAUGGGAGCUUUUGUGGAAAACCUCGGCGUGUGCACAAUUACCCGAGCAGAGAUCAUGGCUGCCAUUCGAGGCCUGCAGAUGGCAUGGGAGAAAGGAUACAUGAAUGUCCUCCUCCAAUUGGACUCCACUACAGACAUCAACAUCCUAACCUCCCAAGAUCAGACGGAGCACAGGUUACCAUGUUUUGAGAGUACAGACUCGGGUCUGUCCUUCUGGAUUUUGUAUAACGUUUUGGGAAUCUCCCAAACCCGUUUAAUUUAA
This is a messenger RNA of Linum trigynum, 348 nucleotides long. NCBI's taxonomy places the organism in Eukaryota, Viridiplantae, Streptophyta, Magnoliopsida, Malpighiales, Linaceae. The record is from the annotation of a GenBank genome assembly.